GUUGGGCCAUUGAAUCGAUCUUUAUGGCUUCAUUCCAUCAGAGAUGCUGCUCUUUGCGUCACCGAUCUGGUCAAUUUACAAUGUUUAUACUUUCGGAAUGGGUCAUUAAACCCUAAUGAUGUGAAACACUGCCUGUGGGAUCAAUACAUCAAUAACCCCAGCACCAACAGAAAGUAUCUAAUGAACAUUUUGCACAAAUUUCACGUUGGCCCUAGGGGGUGGGGGGGUAGGGGUUCUGAGUCAUUGGGGGAUAAAUAGCCAGGCUGUGAAACUGACAUAAAUUGAACCAGUCUAAAGUGUAUAUAAACUGGGGACUGAUGCUGAACAUCUUACAGGCACUUCUGCAAUUUCGCCUUGUGUGGCUUUUCUUUAAUCUGCCCAGAGGAGAUGAUGCCAGUAAAAUGUUCUCUUCUCCUGCGGCUCUCCCUGAUCCUCCUGAUGUUGUUGGUGUCCUUAGACCUGGCUCGGGGCUGGUACAAACAGGCGGCCAAGACUCGCUAUUACACCGUAGGGAGAGCCUCUGGGAUCCUGUUGGGAAUCCACCGAUCGCCUUACACUAGGCGCCGCUCGCUCGCCCAGGAGCGUCCGAGUGAUCCUCUGCCCUCCCAGACCCCGGCCACAGCCAGGCACCAGCCCCCAAUCCGCAGGGCUUUCACGCCAGAUCCAGCCAGCCUUCGUCCGCUAGCCAUCAGCAGAGCUCUGUCUCUGUCCAGGAAAAGCCGCUCACCCACUGGUCAUCUACCCGAGAGCAGCCUCUCUGAGUUUGGGCAUCUGCCCAGGAUCAACUUGGUGGCAAAACAGGACUUGGAAACCCAGGAGGGAAACUCGUACAAGUUCGUUCCUUUGAGGGAUGGAACACCUGAUAUCCAGUCUUGCAUGGUUCUGCCAACCAACUCCAACAUUUUUGUCUGUCAGGCUCGUGUGUAUGUCUCUCUGGAAAUCGGAGGUUGGAGAAACGACAGCAUUUGA
Molecule: messenger RNA, 969 nt
Organism: Callorhinchus milii (elephant shark)
Lineage: Eukaryota; Metazoa; Chordata; Chondrichthyes; Chimaeriformes; Callorhinchidae
Product: neuropeptide B-like
Exons: 2
Coding region: 388-969 (193 amino acids)
Biological process (GO): feeding behavior; G protein-coupled receptor signaling pathway
Molecular function (GO): G protein-coupled receptor binding
Source: RefSeq, a predicted model, not a curated record